Paramecium sonneborni is the source of this 236-nucleotide messenger RNA. Lineage: Eukaryota; Ciliophora; Oligohymenophorea; Peniculida; Parameciidae. The record is from the annotation of a GenBank genome assembly.
CAUGUCUAUUCAUUAUCUGCAAAAGGCAAGUUAAAAGUAUAAUAUUUUAGCUCAUUGUUUAAAUUUAAUUGGUGAAUAGUAAUAAGCUUUAUAAUGUUUGGAUGAAGCAUUGAAAUUAGAUCCAAAUCAUUAACCAUCUUUAAGUUUAAAAGGUAACAUUAUUCAAGGAUAAUCUAACAAUUGUUUGAAAACUUAAACUAUUUCAAUUGAAAGCAUAAAACAAUUUUGAAUUUAUA